AGGCGUGUGAGGGGUGUAGGACGGUGGUGCGGCCGAGGUGUGCGAGUGUGAGGUGUGAGGAUUGUGGGGUGGGGUGAUGUGCCAGGUGCGUCGGGGAGGGGGUGGGGAUGGCGGGAUGGGAGGAUGGGAGUCCGGGGAGGUUUGUUUGGGUGAGGGGGGAGGAGGUAGGUGGAGGAAGUUUAUUGGAUGGGGUGUUGACGCCUGGGGAGGGGACUAGGAGUGCAAGUGAGGAGAGGCGGACCGGGGAUAAUACCGUGGCGGCGUGGAGCGCGCUGGCUUUGACGGGAGACGGCGCGAGGGAGAAGAAGGUUAGGGUGAGGAAGUGGCAGAGUUGUAAACCGUGGAGGGGUUCGAGGUGUGCGAUUUACCAUGAACAUAAAGAGACGGAGAGGUGUGGGGACAUUUUCAUGGGUCGUUGACUGUAUGAACUCUGGAUGUGAUAGGCAUUCCCGUGGGCAGGAAUGGACUAGUUGAGCAUACGAACAGAUUCCGGUUAAGUUGCUUCCACGUGGUUGGCAAAUAUUCACGAAGUUACAGAC
Molecule: messenger RNA, 539 nt
Organism: Westerdykella ornata
Lineage: Eukaryota; Fungi; Ascomycota; Dothideomycetes; Pleosporales; Sporormiaceae
Exons: 1
Coding region: 108-419 (103 amino acids)
Source: RefSeq, a predicted model, not a curated record